CGAUGUUCCUUCUGGAUCAUGGGAAUCAAUUGCCAAAAGAGUAGCGUUUUCUCAUCGUCAUCUUCUUUGUCGCGGUUUGUCUCGAGCUGUAAGGAGGUGAGGUUUUCGAAGAAGCCUGGGGAAUGGAGAGUCCUUUUAUCACCGAGAUACUGAACCGAUUGCCGGUGAAGUCGCUGCUCCAGUGCAGGUGCGUUUGCACACGGUGGCGUUGCUUGAUAGACAGCCGUCCCUUCAUGGAGUCGCACCUGAAUCGGUCGAUCGAGUCAAGCACGAACCUCUGCUUCUGCUGCAGGGGUUCCUCAAGCCUCUACUGUAUCGAUCUGGUUUCCCCGGGUGACGUGGUGGAGAUAGAGUACCCUCUCAGGUGGAAGCGGAUCAAGGCGCUAGGGUCUUGCCGUGGGUUACUUUGCAUUUCUAAACCGGAUGUCCGCGACGUUGCUAUUUGGAAUCCCUUCAUUAGGAGGCAUAAGUUCUUGCCUCCUACAGAUACUCAGAUAGGCGGUGGAUUGUAUCCCUCUGCUUGCGUUCAUGGAUUUGGUUAUGAUGAUGAGAAUGAUGAUUAUGUGUUGUUGAGGCUGAUUCAGACCUUUGAAGAACCAAUUGAAUCUGCGGUUAGUAUCUAUAGUUUGAGAGCUAACGAGUGGAGGCAGCUCCAGGAGAUGCCAUACUAUCUGGUCUCGACACGCAAAAUGAUGGGGGUUUUUGUGCACGGCCGUCUGCACUGGUUGAUGAAACGCGAGCUGGUGCCAAACUCGGCAAAAGUGUUGGUGGCUUUUGAUUUUCGUAUUGAGGAAUUUGUGGAGGUGCACCAGCUUAAUUUUAUAGAUAAUAGGCUUGACAUCGAUUUGGCCGUCCUCGGACGGUGUCUUUGCCUUAUUGUUUAUGGUGAGCGAAGGGGUGUCGAUGUGUGGAUUAUGAGAGACUAUGGAUUGAACAGACCAUGGGAUAUGUUGUUCUCAAUGCCUAACCACUCAAGGCCUUUGGGACUUGUCCGGCCAUUGGCUUACUCCCAGAAUGGUCGUGAAGUUCUGGUGAGAGUCGGCACUGAGACUCUCCGUUGGCAUGAUUUACCAACAGGGCAUGACCGGAGAUUCGAUAUAAUUGCCAUGCCAGUCUUGGAAGCAGAAAUUUGUUUGCGAACCUUUGUUCCGGUCAAUUGAUUAUGGAUGAACUGCCGAGAUGAGGAGGUACCGUGUACUACUUAGCUCAGGAAAUGCAACAGGAGAAGGGAAGCUUUUUCUCCCAGUUUUUAGAUUCAUUGCUCAACUUUCGAUGACAUGGACCGAUGUACGACGUGGACCGAUGUAUCGACGUAUCGACGGGAAAGGUUGGUAACAAAAUGGAUGGAUCAAAAAUAGCUAUCCGACCUGCAAAGCUUACCUUUCAGCCUGUAAGUAGAGAGUACUUUUUUCUUUCCAUGAAGAACAAACUGCUAUCAACAGAUGUAACACAAAGAAGAACUAAUUAGCACAAGUAAGGAAAGCUACUAUCAGACAAGCCCGCUGACAAGAACCACAUAACUUGCAAUUCAAGCUAGGGAUUGCAAUAUUCCUUAAAUAUCGCAUAAUAAGUCGACCCAGUUGAUCUGCUCCUUCAAGUCAUUAGACCCAUACUUCAAUUUGCCCAUGACCAACAACACCUUAGUGAGAUUUUCAUCGAAGGAUGACAUGCCAUCCUUCAAUUGAGUCCUCUUGGCACGAGAUUUUUUUCUCGAGCCUUUUCUCCAACAACAGUAAUACCAAUAACUUCUGAUUCUGAUAUUCUCUCAACCACUUGAUAUGCACUACCAACUCUCUCAAUCACGCUCCUACAACUUGAUCUAAAUAUAUUUGUCAUAGGCAGGCACGUGAGAUCAUGAACUGUGGCACUUAGGUUCUGAAUGACUCAUGCACCCCUUACUAUAGUCGUCUAAGCUCAGCCUUACCCUGAACUAUUGCUCACUCACUCACUUGGCCCAUCUAGAAUUGUACAAAGAAACUUUAGAGGGACAAGUGUGGAAAAAUUCAAAGAAACCUCAGAAAAGGAAGAAAGGGGAAAACGAGGAAGAAAUAAAUGUAGAAGUAGAAACUAACUUUCGAAACGAAGGGGAUUAAACAGGAACAAGAGGCAUCCACCGAAGAUGUUGAAUCGAUAGUUGCUCUUGUAUCUCAAAUUCCAAUCAGCUAGCUUGACUUUGACAUCAUUACCACCACCUCUAGGAAUAAUCGAUGUUCUGGAACUCUGGAACUCAACACGGAUGUGAUGCUGGAGGAGGAAAAAAUGUGAAAAUUUGGAUUCUGCAACAUUCUCCCCAAGAAUACUUGAAUGUCUUCAGUUGAAAAUUACAAUUGACUGCGUUAGUGGCAAAGUUUGGGGUUACAAACAUGCUCCAGAUGGAUGGAUUAUAGGUCCUUGAAAGAUUUUUUGUUAACACUGAUUGUCACAAGUUGAUGUAGAGUGGAUGAGCAGAGCCUUCUUCUGUAAAUGACAUUUUUGUGGAACCCAAGAGCAAUCACGAUCGGUGGAGAAAGGUUCCAUUCAUGCUAAUAGCAUAUGCUUUGCAGGCUUUUAUUAAUCAAAGUGCCAAAAUAAAAAUAAGCUACUCCCAUAUUUGUCUUCCAAGAGCAAAAGGUGACUUGUAAGCUUUGUGGAGAGAAGCAUGGGUAACCAUCUGAAGAAGCUUUGUAUCGAUUCUAAUCUCUUCAAUAAGACAUUAUUGGGUCUCUGGUCAGAGUUAUAGAUCGAAUGGAAUAACUGGGAGAGGGAAGAUUCCUACAUCUGGUUUGAAAGUGACUACUGAGUGUUGCCAUCCUGGUAUGUUAUGCUAGGAAAUUUGCUUUUGAUCCAGUUCAGUGGCAAUGUACCACACAUAAAAGUUGCUGCAGCCAUUUUUUAUGAUAGUGCCUGGAACAGUAUUAGAACGAAGCAUCUAUUGUGGCCUGCCCAUGCCAAUCUAGCUAAAUCCAAAUCCAUUUGAAGCAUUGUUCUAUGACAAGCUCUGUUAAACAUCCCAUGCCCACUGGAUUGAAGGCACUCUCAUUGCCUGAGUGAGGAAUUUCUUGCGAUGUUGUUGAUUAAUGGGAGGGUUUUUUUCUGACGAAUCGGGAGUCAAUUCUUCUCCAAGGAAAGAGUCCCCUUAUGAGGCAUCGUUCCCUAACAAGUGUUAACGAGUCCAUACCCAAUGGUUUGAAGGCACUCUAAUUGCCCACCAAUCUCGUUAAAUCCAAAUCCAUGUGAAGCAUCAUUCUAUAAGAAACUCUAUUAAACAUUCCAUACCCAAUGGGUUGGAGGCACUCUUUGCCUGAGAAUGAGGAAUUUUGUGCAAUGUUGUUGAUCAAUGGGAGGGUUUUUUUUCUGAUGAAUCAGGAGUCAGUUCUUCUCCAAGGAAAGAGUCCCCUUAUGAAGCAUUGUUCCGUAACAAGUGUUAAACAGUCUUACACAAUGGGUUGAAGGCACUCUAGUUGCCUGCCAUUCUAGUUAAUUCCAAAUUUAUGUGAAGCAUUGUUCUAUAACAAGCUCUGUUAAACAUUCCAUAACCAAUGGGUUGAAGGCACUCUCAUUGCCUGAGAGUGAGGAAUUUCGUGCACUGUUGUUGAUCAAUGGGAGGGUUUUUCUUGACGAAUCAGAAGUCAGUUCUUCUCCAAGGAAAGAGUCCCCAUAUGAAGCAUUGUUCUAUAACGAGCGUUACACAGUCUAUACCCAAUGGGUUGAAGGCACUCUAGUUGCCUGCCAUUCUAGUUAAAUCCAAAUCCAUGCGAAGCAUUGUUCUAUAAAAAGCUCUGUUAAACAUUCCAUGCCCAAUGGGUUGAAGGCACUCUCAUUGCCUGAAUGAGGAAUUUCGUGCAAUGUUGUUGAUCAAUGGGAGGGUUUUUUUCCUUUUUCUGACGAAUCAGGAGUCGGUUCUUCUCCAAGGAAAAAGUCCCCUUAUGAAGCAUUGUUCCAUAACAAGUGUUAAACAGUUCAUACCCAAUGGGUUGAAUGCACUCUAAUUGCCCGGGAGUCAGGAAUGUCAUGCAAUGUUGCUGAUCAAUGGGAGUUUUUUCUGACAAAUCGAGAGUCAGUUCUCCAAGAAAAGAGUCCCUUUAUGACCUCAAUUUUUGCAGCAUCUUUCUUUUGCUGCUGAGUAAACCACGGAGCUUGUUUUCCAGGUGAUGCUUCUGAGCCAUUAUCGCUUAAGCAAUCAGUAUUUCACAGAAUAUUAAUGUUUCAUAUGGACAGAUUGAAGGUCGUGGGUGAAUACUUUUUUCUCCCUUAAAUGGUCCGGUCAGAAUGGGGGCUUGAGCAGCUCAUUUUAUGCAAUCUUUGGCCUUGGUUAUGUCGGCUUCUAAAAUGUUAAUUAUGGAGGCUGGUAGUUGCCGGCCUGUUGCAUCUGCUUAUUUGCUCUAUCUUAUUGAACGUAUAUGCAGGAGCACGGUGAAAUUACUGUUCCUUCUCUUGUGGACAAGUUAGAGUUCUUUAGCCUGUCGCGUCUUCUUCUCCGUUGUGAUUGAACAGGGGAGCAGCACCAGAAGACUUGUAGUUGACUUAACAUCAUGGCUCUUGUUGCAGGUCGAAUUACGUUGACGGUCUUUUUAAGUCGUCCAGAGACCUACCAUCUUAUUCUUUUUCCCCUGGAAAUCUGCUUCCUUCAUGGUACAAGUGGGGUACGAUUGUCCGAUCUGACUCCUAGAACAAGACGUCAUCUAGACGUGACUGGUGCUUCUGUCCGAGAUGUGUCACCUCGGUAUUUUUUGGUCCAGAUACUUAGGCCAAGAUGUCAUUGAUGUUCCUGUCCAAGAUGUGAUUCGGUGGUGAUAAGGUUGGAUGAUUCAUCGUCAUCGACGCGGUUUCCAAGAAAAUCUUGACUGUCACUGUGGAGUUUAUAAUGGAAUGAGAAUACAAGCCCAUAUAUAGAGCAAGAGUGAACAAUAAACCCUAGCUACAUAGAUCCUAACAUUAUACUAUAUAUUAUUUAACAAGAAGUUACAGAAAGAAGAGCUAAUUAGCAUAAAUAAGGAAACCUACUAUAAGACACGAGUCCGCUGACAAGAACCGUACAACUUGAAAUUCAAACUAUGGAUGGCAAUAUCCCUUGAAUAUAGCAUAAUAAGUUGACCUCGUUGAUCAGCUCCUUCAGGUCCUUGAACCCAUGCUUCAAUUUGCCCACGGCCAAAAACACAUUGGUGAGAUUUUCGUCCAAGGAGGACGUGACCUCCCUCAAUUAUCUUGGCCAAAGACUCCUCUUGAGCCUUUUCUUUAACAACAGCAGUUGGGGUAACAUCUGAUUCCGCCAUUCUCUCAAUCCCUUGAUAUACGCUAGCAACUCUCUUAACCAUACUCUCUACAAUUCGAUCUAAUACCUUUUGUUGAAUUGAACAGGUCAAGAUAUGGUGCAUAAAAGUGGAAGCAAGUCUUCUUGGCAUUUACAGGAAAGCAAAUAUUUGUUCUGUCAAGUACUAUCCUGCAUCUAGCGCUCAAUGUUGUGUGUAUCUGCUUUUCUCACUCUAUGAAUUGACCAAUGGAUUCCCCUUUGGGACAUGAAAUUAUGGACAGAUCAACCAGCCCAGUGCAUGUUUGAGCUAAGCUUGUUUACCUGUCUUGACAUUUACCUUAAAACAUGCUCAAUACAGUAUCUUGAUCUUUAAUGCAA
Eucalyptus grandis is the source of this 5608-nucleotide messenger RNA. RefSeq names its product F-box protein CPR1. The record is from RefSeq and is a predicted model, not a curated record. The transcript has 2 exons. The coding region runs from base 123 to 1160 and encodes 345 amino acids. NCBI's taxonomy places the organism in Eukaryota, Viridiplantae, Streptophyta, Magnoliopsida, Myrtales, Myrtaceae. Gene Ontology annotation, molecular function: protein binding.